GCUAAUUAAGCAAUCUAGAGCUACUAUUUUAUACUUGCAGUAGCUUGCUUGCCUUCAUCUCCAUUCCUCUUCCUCUACAUUCCGGUUAGAGAUACACCAAGAUGAGUAAAUUCCUUGUUGCAGCUGUCCUGCUAUCUCUCGCCAACCAUGGAGCUGACAUGGCCACAGCGUGGGAUGAUAAAGAUUUCUUCAGAUACUGUCCACCGUACAGUUGCAGCAAACAUGGCCCAGAGAUCAGGUUUCCUCUCCGACUUAAAUCCAACAAUACAUCAUCAUCAUGCGGCGGACCAUGCAUGGGGAUGGAGUUAGCAUGCUCUGGCCAGGACACCAUCCUUGUUCACCCAGUCCUUGGCCCAUGUAAGGUCACUGCCAUAGAUUACAGUAGGAGUGCCAUGAAUAUCACCCAGCUUUUAUACUCCUCAUCUCCCUGUCCGCUCAAGGAGCUCUUCUCCAGAAGCAUACCGAUUGAUGCCUAUGAAGAGAACCAGGGCCCAUGUCCGGUCACAUUUUAUGAGUACAAUACAACCCUAGUAUGCUGUCCGAGAGAGUUCACGCCAACAAGCAGUAUUUAUGCUGCCGAAGGGAUUGCUGGGCCAGUCUCCUGCCUUAGUAAUGCAACUCACUUUUUGUAUUUGGUGGACGCAUCUGAGCCCAUUUCCAUUUUUCCACCGGAUUGCAAGGUGUGCUCGGAUGCCGCUGUCCCCAUACCAUAUCUCUUCAAGUCAGGUGGCCUCAGCUUUGCUGAGAUAACGCUGGACUGGUAUGUAACGGGCCAAGGCAUCUGGUGCCCAGACUGUGAACGCCAAGGGAGACACUGUGCAUUCAGCUCGCAAAGGAAUCAAACAUUCUGCAUGCCUCAUGCUCAUGGUUCGCGUAUCAAAGUUAUCGCAGCUACAUCAUCGGUGGCCGCUUUUGUUGUUCUUUUGUUGACGGUGGCCACUGCACUUUAUCUUUCACUGAAGACAAGAUAUAACGUAGAGAUACAUUUGAAGGUCGAAAUGUUUCUCAAGACAUAUGGCACAUCAAAACCCACGAGGUACACUUUCUCAGAAGUUAAAAAGAUGGCUAGGCGGUUUAAGGAGAAAGUUGGGCAAGGAGGUUUUGGAACUGUAUACAAAGGUGAGCUACCAAAUGGAGUGCCAGUGGCAGUCAAAUUGCUAGAAAACUCUACAGGAGAAGGAGGGGAAUUCAUUAAUGAAGUCGCAACCAUCGGGAGAAUCCACCAUGCAAACAGUGUCCAGCUCCUCGGCUUUUGCUCAGAAGGAACUAGGCGCGCUCUUAUUUAUGAAUUCAUGCCUAAUGACUCAUUAGAGAAGUACAUAUUCUCGACUGAUUCUAAUAUUUAUCGGCAACUCCUAGUACCCGAAAAAAUGCUAAAUGUUUCUCUAGGAAUUGCCCGAGGAAUGGAAUACCUGCAUCAAGGGUGCAACCAGCGCAUUCUCCACUUUGACAUCAAACCUCACAACAUCCUGCUGGAUUACAACUUCAAUCCAAAGAUCUCAGACUUUGGCCUAGCAAAGUUGUGUGCAAGGGACCAGAGCAUUGUUACCUUGACAGCGGCGAGAGGCACAAUGGGCUAUAUUGCACCUGAGCUAUAUUCAAGGAACUUUGGGGGAAUAUCCUACAAGUCAGAUGUAUACAGUUUUGGCAUGCUGGUGUUAGAAAUGGUUAGCAGAAGGAGGAACUCAGACCCAAGUGUCGGGAGCCAGAAUGAUGUCUACCUUCCAGAGUGGAUCUAUGAGAAAGUAACCACUGGGCAAGACUUGAUUCUUACUUUGGAUAUGGCACAUGAAGAGAAAGAAAAGGUCAGACAGCUUGCCAUUGUGGGACUAUGGUGUAUCCAGUGGAACCCAAAGAAUCGGCCCUCGAUGACAAAGGUGGUAAACAUGUUAACCGGGAGGUUCCAGAAUCUACAGAUGCCCCCAAAACCAUUCAUCUCAACUGAAAAUCAUCCUGUUGUGUAA
Triticum aestivum (bread wheat) is the source of this 1964-nucleotide messenger RNA. RefSeq names its product rust resistance kinase Lr10-like. The coding region runs from base 102 to 1964 and encodes 620 amino acids. Gene Ontology annotation, molecular function: ATP binding; protein kinase activity; polysaccharide binding. The transcript has 3 exons. Gene Ontology annotation, biological process: protein phosphorylation. The record is from RefSeq and is a predicted model, not a curated record. NCBI's taxonomy places the organism in Eukaryota, Viridiplantae, Streptophyta, Magnoliopsida, Poales, Poaceae.